AUGAGUCCCCAAUGGAUACCACAGAAUAUACAGAAAAGGCUACUUUUAUACGUCCUUCAGCAACUAUCAUUGUUUUCCGAGAUUGAUUUGCCUAAUCUUGAGGAAGUCUCACUAAAUAAUAUUGUUCUUAAAAAUAUUGCCAUUGAUCCAGAAAAAGUAGGAAAACUUCCCGGAUGUAAUCUUAGAUAUGGACAACUUGGAUCUUUAGAAUUGGCUACCAUAUCAGGUAUAAGUGGAGUCAAUAUUGAAGUUAAUGAUGUUGAACUUGUGAUUUCUCCAGAUUUUGAUAUUGAUGAAGAUAUUGCUAACCAUGUAGCGCAUCUGUUGGCUCAAAGUACGGCCGAUUUGGCCAACACAAUCAUGCUUGAUAAUGAAAUCGAUGACAACAAUGAGGAUGAUAAUACUUCUUCGGGUAAUCAAAUAAAGGACAAUUAUGAUGAUGAUGAUGAUGAUGAUGAUGAUGAUGAUAGUGAUGAAGAUAUCCCUAAGACUAAUGACAAGACACGUCGAGCUAGCCUAACUGGGAAGAAACCUUCAACUUUGGGAGGAGUCAUGCAAAAAGCUGUUGAGAUGGCAUUACUGAGAUUACAAGUGAAGAUCAGUAAUCUAAGGGUCAAGAUAAUUUCUGAGUUGACAGAUUUGCUAAUGGAAGUAGAUACUAUUGAUAUAAAGAGUAUUAAUGGUACGCGAAAUGUCAAAGUUGAAGGAGCUCGAUUAAAGACUUUAAAACCAUUAGUCAAUCCAGGUGAAUCCUGUGCAACUAAAGAAUCAAAAUCAACUGGUGAGAAUAAAUCCAAUCCUAAAGAUACACAUACACAUAAUGAAGUAAACGAAAAGAAUAGUGAUGACGAUGACAAAGAAGAAGAUGAUGAUGAUGAAGAUGACACCAAUGAUUAUGGUGAUGAAUCUUUGAUGGAUAGCAUGGUUUUCACACAUGAAGAAGCAAGCUCGAUAUACAUGAGUGCUACAUCACAAUCUUUUGAGAAAUCAACAACUUCACAAGGACCUGAAGGAGUUGACAAUAAAGCUGAUGAGGAGAGCACAGAAAACCAAGAUCCACCAAUUGUUUUUCAUAUGGAUGAGUGUGCUAUAGAGUUUGAUGGGUUAGCAACAAUAUCAAAUUUGGAAGUUGAAAUUGGCAAUAUAAAUUUGGCAUUCACUCCGUUGACACCAACAUUGAUAUCGAUUCUACAAGGAGUAACAAAAAGUCUCAAGAUUAAAUAUUACCAGAAAAAGAAGAAUGCAAAAACAAAACUUGCACAACGAAACAGGAAAUUCCCACAAUAUGCUGAAGAAGAUGAUGAAGUGGUUGAUGAUGAGCCACAACAAAAUAGUGAUUCUGAAGAUCCAUUUUUCAACAAACUCAAGAUUAACAACUUUGUUAUUAGUACAACAUCUGCAUUGAGUGGAACUGGAGAAUUUACAAGUAAUAAUGGUAUCAACAUAAUCUUUUCUAACAUAAAUAUCAAACAAAAAAAUGAGUUGUUGUUAUAUGGUGGGGUUGAAUCGGUAAAGAUUACACGUUUUGAAAAAGACACCAUUUUUGAUAUUUUUCAAUUUGAAAAACCUCUUGUUCUGCAAUCGCCCGUUUCCCCUGAUUCUGGUUCAUCGAUAUCUAGCAACACGCCUACGAAAGCGGAUGUACGGUUUGAAGUGUUUAAGAAAGCGGAAACAGCUGGUGAUUUGGAAAUUACAGUAUUGAUGGCAAAAAGUGCAUAUUUCAAUUUUGAUCUACAAAGUUUUUUAAUUUUAUCGAAUUUUGCUAAAGCAUUGAGCUCCAUUAUGGAUGAAUAUAGUGUGUUAAAGAAAGUGAUUGAUAAAUGGGGAACAGAAUUAAGUAAACUAGAAAAGAAAGGAGAUGUCUCAGAAGAUGCCACUAAAAUCCAGUUUAUUUUACAAACUGCAUCGAUUUUUGCCAAUACCGUUGUUGCCCGUGAUUUACAACUUCAAUUGAUAGUUUUCCCGAUAAAGUUCAAUUUAAUGCAAGAUCAGUUAACCAUAUCGAAGAUAUUACUUAAUUCAAUACAUGGUAAUGUUGUGGAUGAAGGAUUGGUAACGAUUUCAGACAUUGCUUUUAUAACGAAAACUAGUGAAUUCAAAGCUUUUGUUCAAUCAUCUACAACAAGUUCAUCGAAUUCGAAUUCUCCUUCAUUGCCUCGUCUUACCAAUAUGAUUUCGAAGCUGAGCUUGACCAUACAAAAGAUUGCUGUCGACUUAUCAAUGGAACGUUUGAAGUUUAUUGGUGAUAAAGUAAAAGUGUUUCUAGAUAACUUUGUUGAACAAUCGCCAAAUCAAUUGAAUUCUUUGGAGAACUCAUUUAUGGAUGAACCUCAUAGAAAGGGCAACUCGAAGUUGGAAAGUUCAAUGCUGAUGGCUUCAUCAUUGCACUAUAGUACAAGACGAUCAGGUAGACGUCUUGGGCUUGGUUUAAAUAAUUCUCCUAGUUUAUUUUUGGGAUCUGUAAAUAGAGUCAACCUGGUUUCGUUUCAAUUAAUUAUCAAAGAAAUCACUAUUAGCAUUACUAAUGUGUUUCCAAAGUUUGGAGAUUUGAAUAUUGGUUUGUCUGAGAUUCAAAUGUAUAAGACCAAACAGGAUAUUCAUGGACAUGUUAUGUUUGUUGGUGUUGACAGGAAAAAGGACGAUUUGGUUGAAAGACUAGUGCAUCAAUACCAGGAUUUACCGCUUGAUAAACUUGCAUUCCCAUUGAUACAGAUUAAAUGUAAACUUGGUGAAAGAACCAAUAAGAUCGAAGUGAUUGCAAGAAACUUGCUACUUGAAUAUUACACUCAUUGGUUGCUUUUAAUGAACAAGGAUGAAUCGAUAAUAGAUGCCGUUGAAGAGGAAAUUAUUGAGAAGGUGGCACCUUCAUCUAAAUCAUCAUCACCGACAAAAUUUGAUGUCAGAUAUACCAUUUAUGACUGUAUGAUUGGAUUAAGUCCAGGAAGACUUGAUUGUAAGAGUUAUUUGUUGAUUGGGAAGGGGAACUCUGAUCUUUCGUUUGGAAUCAAUCAAUUUUAUAUUAAAUGUUCAUUUAGGAAUCUUACGAUGGUGUUGAUUGAUGAUGCUAAGAAUUUCAUUCCUUUUGAAACAAAGAAACAAAAUCGUCGGAGUGCAAGUGGACAAGUCCCAUAUGACUACAUAUACCCAUUAGAGUAUUAUUUGAAUCUGGGAUAUAUACAAAUUGGAUCUAUAAAUGUCGCUCAUGUUGGAAUAACUUUUAAUACCGAUAUUGAAGAACUCAAAAAGAGGAAUGAACGACUUGGAAUUAGAGAUAGUUUAUCACUUGUUGAUUUGAAGAUCAAUUCUGAUGAACAUCAAAUUAAUUUAUGUGCUGAUUCAGCAAAUACUUUAAUUCAGUUGAUUAAUGACUUGAAAUUACCAUUGGAUUUCAAGGAUGAAGAUAAGAUGAAGGUCAAGUUUUCAGGUCCUAUUGAUGUAAUGAAAGAUAUUGAAGAGAAUAUCUUUAAGGAUUUAGAGGAAGAAUUUACAGAGUUGACAAUAGAUGAGGAUGGAAAUCCUAGUGAGAGUAGUUCACAAGAAGCAUCAUCAUUAUUGUUUGACGAGAGACAUUUUGAGAAAGAAAGUCGUUCAGUUUAUGAUAAUACUAAUGUUGAUCCUUUGCAUAUUAAUAUUAAUUUAUCCAAGACUAGUAUUUAUCUCCAUGAUGGAUAUGAUUGGAAAGAAACAAGAAAAGCUAUCAGAGGUACAGUUAAGAAGUUUGAAAAACAACAACGGGAAAGACAAGAUUUGGAGCAAGAUCAAUUGCAAGAUACUAAUGAACCUCCAAAAAGAACAAGAGUUGAGUUUGAUAUUGAAGAGGUUCCAGAAGAGCAAGAAAAUGAUGUCAUGGAGGAAACAUUAUAUCAAUCCAUCCAUCUUAGCGCUCCUAAGAAAUCAAACGCAGUUGAUUUGACUGCAAGUAUUAAUAUGGAGUUGCAAAAUGGAGAUGUUGAUGAUGAUGACUUGGAUGAUGUUGAUAAAUUUGAAUCUAAUGUUUCUCUGGGUAAGAAUUAUAAGAAUUUAAAACUCAGACGUUCUGCUAAACAUAAAAUUUUAAUUGAUUUAAAGAAUAUUGAAGUGGGGGUUAUUGUCUAUUCCACACGUGAUCCAAGAAAGGACAAAACUGAUGAAAAUAUGGAGUUUGAAUUGUUGAAUUUAGUAGAAGUUCGGGUCAAUACCAUUAAUGUUUAUGAUAAUUUACCAUCAUCUACUUGGAACAAGUUUCUUGGGUAUAUGAAUAUUCUUGGAGAAAGAGAAAUUGGUACCAAUAUGUUGAAUGUUUCGAUUUUGAAUGUUAGACCAGACCCUACAAUGGUUGCUGCUGAAGCUAUUAUGAAUAUCUCUGUAUUACCAUUGAGAUUGCAUAUCGAUCAAGAUGCAUUAGAUUUCAUGGUUAGAUUCUUUGAAUUCAAAGAUGAAAGAUUUGAAUUACCUCCAGAUGAGAUUGUAUACAUUCAAAAAUUUGAAAUGAGUCCUGUUAAAUUAAAAGUUGAUUAUAAACCAAAGAAAGUUGAUUUUGCAAGUUUAAGGUCUGGCAAAGCUGGUGAAUUUGCAAAUUUUUUUACGUUAGAUGGAGCUACUUUAACAUUACCUAAAGUUAAAUUAUUUGGUUUAGAUGGAGCUGCUAAGAUUGGUGCUGGGUUAGGUAAAUCAUAUAUUCCAGUAUUUCAACUGACACAAGUUAUUGGUAUUAUUGCUGGACUUUCACCAUUAAGAUCAGUUGUUAACAUUGGCGGUGGUUUUAAAGACUUGAUUGCCAUUCCUAUCAAUGAAUAUAAAAAAGAUGGUAGAUUAUGGAGAAGUAUUCAAAAGGGAACAACUUCUUUUGCCAAAACUACAGGAUAUGAAUUGUUGAAUCUUGGAGUGAAGUUAGCAUCUGGUACUCAAGUAUUAUUGGAGCAAGGUGAAGAACUAUUUGGAGGUGAAGGGUCGUCAGCUAGAACACCAAAAAAUCAAAGACAACGUCGACGUUCUUCGAGUGCAUCAGAUACGCUGGUUCAAUUAGUAGAAGGUGGUGGUGGUGGUGGAUCGAGGCGUAAGAAUUUACUUGAAAGCUCUCAAUUGUUGAACAAAGCAUCUAGUAAGAUGAAACAUCAAGAUGUUGGAGCAAAUAAGUUGUAUUCCAACGUCGAAUUAGAUGAUGAGGAUAUGGAUGGAGAUGGUCGUAUAACUAAUGAAUUAUUGAGUAAAUCGAUAUUCUUAUUGGCUCCAGUUUCGGAUGACAAAGGAGAGAAAUCCGAUGGAGAAGAAGAAUUUGAAAUUUACCCGUAUAGCUUGUAUGCGAAUCAACCGGAGACAGUAGGAGAAGGAUUAAAAUUGGCGUUUAAGAACUUCAAUAGAAACAUGCAACUUACAAAAGAAGAAUUGGUCAAAUUACAAGGAACUGAGAAUGCCAAAGGGGCAAUGCAACAGAUACCUGUUAUCUUGCUUCGACCAAUGAUUGGUACAAGUGAGGCCAUUGCCAAUGUUUUACUGGGAAUUAGUAACUCUAUUGAUAAGGAUAAAUUAAUUGAGAAACAAGAAAAAUAUGGUUCAUAG
Messenger RNA from Candida tropicalis MYA-3404, 5538 nucleotides. It is a transcript of the gene SPO72, whose product is annotated as Spo72p. NCBI's taxonomy places the organism in Eukaryota, Fungi, Ascomycota, Pichiomycetes, Serinales, Debaryomycetaceae. The coding region runs from base 1 to 5538 and encodes 1845 amino acids. Gene Ontology annotation, biological process: piecemeal microautophagy of the nucleus; reticulophagy; autophagosome assembly. Gene Ontology annotation, cellular component: extrinsic component of membrane; phagophore assembly site. The record is from RefSeq and is a predicted model, not a curated record. Gene Ontology annotation, molecular function: phosphatidylinositol-3-phosphate binding. The transcript has a single exon.